AUGCAGCAGCUGUUUUAUGAAAAUUAUGAGCAGAACAAAAAAGGCUACAUCCGAGACCUGAGGAACAGCAAAAUACACCGAGCUAUAACGCUGCACCCCAAUAAGAACCCCCCGUACCAGUACAGACUCCACAGCUACAUGCUGAGCCGCAAGAUAGCGGAGCUGCGCCACCGCACUGUGCAGCUGCACCGGGAAAUUGUCCUGAUGAGCAAGUACAGCAAUACCGAAGUCCACAAAGAUGACCUGCAGCUGGGGAUGCCACCCUCCUUCAUGCGAUUCCAGCCCCGCCACCGGGAAGAAAUCUUGGAGUGGGAGUUUCUUACAGGAAAGUAUUUGUACUCGGGUGCCGACGGGCAGCCCCCUCGGAGAGGAAUGGACUCUUCUCAGCGCGAAGCGUUGGAUGACAUUGUUAUGCAGGUCAUGGAGAUGAUCAAUGCCAACGCUAAGACCCGGGGGAGGAUCAUCGAUUUCAAGGAAAUACAGUACGGCUAUCGCAGAGUAAAUCCGAUGUAUGGGGCAGAGUACGUUCUUGACUUGUUGCUUCUGUACAAAAAGCAUAAGGGGAAGAAGAUGACCGUCCCCGUCAGGAGGCACGCGUACUUGCAGCAGACCUUCAGCAAGAUCCAGUUUAUGGAGCACGAAGAGAUGGAUGCCAAAGAGCUGGCCAACAAAAUCAACCAGGAUUCUGGAUCCUUGUCUUUCCUGUCCAACUCACUGAAGAUGUUUGUUCCCUUCCAGCUCAGCCGAUCAAAAGCAGAGAGCAAGGAACUCGGAGACAAGAAGAUCAACAUCCUGAUUCCUCUCUCCGGACGUUUCGACAUGUUUGCAAGGUUCAUGGGGAAUUUUGAAAAGAUGUGCCUCAUUCCAAACCAGAAUGUCAAGCUGGUUGUCCUGCUUUUCAAUUCCAACUCCAACCCUGACAAAGCGAAGCAGAUCGAUCUGAUGAGAGAUUACCACGCCAAAUACCCCAAGGCUGACAUGCAGGUUUUACCGGUGUCGGGGGAGUUCUCGAGGGCACUGGCUCUGGAAGUCGGAUCUUCUCAGUUCCAAAACGAGUCUUUACUUUUCUUCUGUGAUGUUGACUUACUGUUUACCACAGAAUUCCUCCAGCGGUGUAGAGCCAAUACAGUUUUGGGUCAACAAGUGUACUUUCCCAUCAUUUUUAGCCAGUAUGAUCCAAAGAUUGUUUAUAGUGGAAAAGUUCCUAGUGACAAUCAUUUUGCCUUCACCCAGAAAACAGGUUUCUGGAGGAACUAUGGCUUUGGUAUUACCUGUAUUUACAAAGGUGAUCUUCUUCGAUCAGGUGGCUUUGACGUCUCCAUCCAGGGUUGGGGCCUUGAAGACGUAGACCUGUUUAACAAAGUCAUUCAAGCUGGCUUAAAAACUUUCCGAAGCCAAGAAAUUGGAGUAGUCCAUGUGCAUCACCCUGUUCUUUGUGACCCUAAUCUUGAUCCAAAACAAUAUAAAAUGUGCUUGGGGUCCAAAGCUUCAACUUAUGGGUCCACACAACAGCUGGCUGAAAUAUGGUUUGAAAAAAAUGACCCAAGUUUUGGGAAAAGCAGCAAUACUAAUGGCUCAGUGAGGACAGCCUAAUGUCCAGCUAUGCUGGAAAAGACUUUUUUUUUAAUUAUCUAAUUUAUUUUUGGGAAAAUGUGUUUUGAUAAUUCACUUUUAAAACGCCACACAGGAUAUAUUUUAGAA
Molecule: messenger RNA, 1701 nt
Organism: Tauraco erythrolophus (red-crested turaco)
Lineage: Eukaryota; Metazoa; Chordata; Aves; Musophagiformes; Musophagidae
Source: RefSeq, a predicted model, not a curated record